Entelurus aequoreus (snake pipefish) is the source of this 7257-nucleotide messenger RNA. It is a transcript of the gene adamtsl5, whose product is annotated as ADAMTS like 5. Gene Ontology annotation, molecular function: protein binding; metalloendopeptidase activity. Lineage: Eukaryota; Metazoa; Chordata; Actinopteri; Syngnathiformes; Syngnathidae. Bases 438 to 2105 code for a protein of 555 amino acids. Gene Ontology annotation, biological process: extracellular matrix organization. The record is from RefSeq and is a predicted model, not a curated record. The transcript has 13 exons. Gene Ontology annotation, cellular component: extracellular matrix.
AAGUCUGAGUGUUGCUUGUGUGUGUUCGUGGAGGACGUUGGACUUGUAUUGGACUUGUAUUGGACUGAGACCUGAGAAAACAGACAAAAUGUAUAUUUAAUUUUGUUUCAACCUAGAGGGAGACUAAUAUAUUUAUCUCAUUUUAAUGCGGUUCUUUGCUAGUCGACUUUGUAUGUAUUUGCGCGCCUAAAACGUGUCGUUAGUUGUUGAAGGCGAUCUGUUUGUGACAGCUGAAAGUGUACAAAGUCGUUUUUUUAAAUUUUUUUAAUAAGUUUUGGAUGAAGUCAGGGCAGAAGACGGGAGGCGGCCAUGGGAGGCUCUGACGUCCGACUGUGGACGCUGUCAGCUGGGAUGCAAAGUGCGCCCGAGCCGCGCCGUUGGACGCCAUGAAAGCGGAACCAAAGUGCACCUGACUUGUUUCAGAAGUGUCCCCCGCCAUGUACUCAUCCUCCUCGGCCAGGAAGCUGACGCUGUGUGAGGCCCUGACCUUUGUCUUGCUGCUUGUUGCUCCCGUCUGCCUGUCCUCUCUGCAGAACGCCUCCUGGGUUUCUGCGUGGGGUCCUUACAGUGAAGCCUCGUUGGGCCGUCCGGCACGACCCCGACGGCAACUGCACUUUAGGAACGAAUGGGCAAGCUGGAGCGGCUGGUCUGUGUGCUCGCGAAGUUGUGGGGGUGGUGCUUCUGUACGUACACGAACCUGCGUCACCAGAAACCCAGUGGGUGGACCAUGUGCAGGGGAUCCCAGACAAUACAAGAUCUGCAACACAAAGGAGUGCCCUCCAGGCUCAGAAGAUUUCCGAGAGAUGCAGUGUGCUGCUUUCAAUGGCAGACAGUUGGUGGCAGGAAACUCAUUCAGAUGGAAAACCUUUCAUGGAGGCGCCAACCCCUGUGAGCUCAGCUGCUUGGCCUUGGGUCAUAACUUCUACUACAACUUUGGUCAUGUGCUCGAUGGCACCGCCUGCGACAAAGAGCCUGGAGCUGUGUGUGUCAACGGACGCUGUCUGAAGCCUGGCUGUGACUCCAUCUUGGGUUCCAAGCAGCAGGAAGAUGCCUGCAUGGUCUGUGGAGGGAAAAACACCACCUGCCUUCAUCACAGGAGUGUUUACCAGAGCAACGGCCUGGAGGCAGGUGGACCUUUUGGAUACAAUGAAGUAGCCAAGAUACCAGCUGGAGCCACUCACAUCCGAGUCACGGAAAACAGCAGGAAUUAUCUCGCUCUCCAGAAUGGUCGUGCCCAGUUUGUCAUCAACGGUAACUGGAAAAUCAGCAUCCCGGGGGAGUACAGUGUGGCUGGCACCAAACUUCUGUAUCGGCGGUCAGCUGACACCUGGGAGAGCUUUGAAGUCCCAGGUCCAACCCAGGAAGAUUUACGUCUAAUGGUUCUGGCCACAGACAAAAACCCAGGGAUUGAGUAUGAGUACUGGUUACCGCCAGACCAGUACGACCUCCACCAUGGGAGGAGAAGCCCACUACGUCAGACUCACCACUCUGCCAGCUACCUACCCCGGGAACAACUAACCACGACGACAACAACUACCACGACUAUCACUACUCGGCCUCCCCAAGUCACCACACGUCCCAACUGGUCAUUCAGAAGGCCUGUGAAGGCACCACGCCAACCUUCCCACGCCAUCCUGCCUCGCCUGGAACGAGAGGAGAACCACAGGAACCUCCUACCUCAGCCCUCACCUGGAAGGAAUUGUGGGAAAUGUCGACGAGUUAAAGGUCGAAGAGAGCGCCAGAAGCAGUAUUGCCAGAAAGAUUUUGUUUUCCGUGCCAGAGUCCUGGGGAAGCUCUACAGAGGAGUGGAGACGCGUUACGACGUCCAGAUCCUUCACACAUACCGUAACAGCUUCCGCCUGGAGCACCGGGAGUUCCUGUGGGCCCCCAGCGUGUGCGACUGCCCCCACCUGGAGCCAGGCAAGCAGUACAUACUGAUGGUGCGCCGACACGUCAACUACGAGCGUACGCUGAACCGCAUCCUGCUGGAGGAGGACAGCUACGUGGUGCCGUACAGACCCCGGGAGGACCAACUGCUGCGGCCUCUGGAGACACUGUGCAGCAACACGGGACGAAAACGUCCUGGGUCUUCGCACCCGGCUUAGAGGGCUUUGGCCUUUGCCGAGCAGGACCUUCAUUAUCUGCUGCCACUGAAGGGAAACCACACGUGGACGAAGUUCUCCACCCACAGAAACCAAAGAGACUCCAUGUUUAUUUAAAGGCCUGCAUGGCUGACUGUGUAACAUUAAGAGCACUUUAGGUGAGGCCUGCUCUGCUGCCACCUGCAAACCUUUGCCAAAGAGCAUUGAUUCAAAAAUGCUGGUUUGAUAAAUAUAUUUCAUUUUAUACUAUAUUAUUUCUUUGUGUAAGCCAGCUAGAGGAAAAUCCACCUCUGCACUAUUACUGUACACCUAAAGUACCAUUUAAAAAUGGUUCAUAACAUUUUGCAUCAUAUUAUUUAUUAUGUAAUGUCUGAUCGUGUAGUCUAGUGAUUCUCAAACUGUGGUGUGCUCCAUAUAGAUUCACUUAAUUCAGGGGUGGGCAAACUACGGCCCACGGGCCACAUGCGUUUGGUCCCUUUAAUACGGCCCGCCAAAUAUUGUAAGAGAAUUGAGCCAAUAUCUAUUUUGAGAAUUGCCACAACAAAACUGAUACUAGACUUAGAGGCACUGGCAAAAAAGGGUGAUCAACAACACUGCGCCCACUAAAUGAGAAUUUGUAUGUUUCUUUGAUGUUCUGAUAUGAUAUUGUUGAAAAUAGAUGUAUUGUAAUUAAAAUAGCCCAUGUUUGAGACGCUUACUCUUAGUUCCAACAGAUAUGAUUUGCUUUGAAAUGUGCUGACCGGCCCGUCUUUCAAAUCUCAAAAGCAAAUGUGGCCCCUGAGCCAAAAGGUUUGCCCACCCCAGACUUAAUUAAAUAUUCAAACACAGUGUUACUGUUUAAACUUUGUGUUACGUUAAAGUGGGCAAAAAUGUUAAAUAUACAUUUUAAAUAAAACCUCUGCUAUGUUUUUAAUGAAUACUUAGGCCUGCUACGCUACUGUGUGCUUAAUAUUGGUCAUUAUGGUGGUACUUGGUGAAAUCAGUUUGAGAACCACGGGUGUAGUCAUUGUGAGCUUCGACCAUAAUAACAAGGAGCCCUAUUUGAAAGUUCCAUGAUAUUAGUAAUGUGGUACAUUCAUAACAAGAGGGCACACUAUUUGGCAAGCAGGAGGUGGUUCUUGGACCAGUAUUAUUAAUGCCUUACAAGUGUUAACGUUCUAAAUAACAAACUGUUUAUUGACACUUUAUAAAGUGUUAUUAUUAUUAUUACAGUGUAACACGUUUAUGGGGACAACCGUGUUCGCCUUGUUAAUAAAAAGUGCCUAUUAGUCGACAUCGAUAACCGCUUUUGUUGACAUCAAUUUUGGGCCCGUUUAUCUCGACAUGUCUCUAGCAUCAUGAUUGUAAAAAAAGAUUUGUAGUAGGCGUAUAACGAUAAACGGUAUUAAUGAUAACCACGAUAAAACUCUCAACAGUUAGUAUUGCAGUUUGAAAUAAAAAGCGUGAUUGACAACUGCACUUCGAUAAUCUCACGGAAUGAUUGGCGCCAACUCGCUAGAUUGAAUGCUAACAUGAAAACAAGAGGCGUUAACAUUUUUCCCCAUUAAAAAAAUCACAUUCCAAAAUAUAAACUUGUAUAAAUGCAUUGCUGUCUGAGCAACUGUAAUAUUUAAUUGUACGCAUUGAACCUACAAGCUAUACUGCCUUAGUAGGGAGUGAGUGAUAGUCUGAGGAAUAUGGCACAAAGGUGUUUGUACGGUGCAUUCAAGGACUGCUGAUCAGAGUGGGAUGCCACAACGCCCACCAAAAAACACUUAUCAGUGAAGCAUAAGAAACACAAAACAUGCAAAAUAGUGGGCUUUCUAACAAUGGGUCUAUUUAUUUUUAAAAAAUCAAAAGAUUUCAGUGUGCCUAUAAGUACUUUUUAAGCACAUUCAACAAUACUGCAAUAAUAUCGAUAACCGUGAUAAUUUUGGUGACAAUAAAUGGGAUAUUACAUUUUCAUAUUGUAACACCCUCCCUAAUUUGAAGUUGUGUAAACAUUUAUUUUUUUAGUUGUUUUAUAUUUGUACGAUAAUGUCACCCCAUGUAACAUCAAGGGUUGGAAUUGGGGGUUAAAUCACCAAAAUAAUUCCCGAGCGCGGCCGCCGCUGCUGCUCACUGCUCCCCUCACCUCCCAGGGGAACAUGGGUAUUUGUCAAAUGCAGAGGAUAAUUUCACCACAUCUAGUGUGUAUGUGACUAUCAUUGGUACUUUAACUGUAACUUUAUUCAAGUAAAAAUGCAUCAUGAACUAUACUGUAAACAUCUGGUCAUUUUUACUGCCAUUUCUCAAAUAGUUAGUCGGACCUUCUUAUUAUUUGAGGUUGUUAUCUCGGCUCAUUUUUCAUCAUUCAGCAACACAUGGUUCGUACAAAUUAAUGCAUCAUUCUUAUCGGAAAAUAAUUGAGCAACCGGUAUGUGUGAUAAGUUUCCUGAAUUAACGAGUAUUUUAACUUUCUGUUACCAUAAUUUGUCAUUUCCCAUCUAGCAGAAGUGAUAACGUUCCUUCAUCCGCCUUUGUGGCAACUAACAAACUACAUCAAUACUCUUUUAGUAUCACCCAUUCUCUGACUGUGUCUGCAGGCCAAAGUCCCAAGUAAAAAUGCAGGCCAUGGCGGUUUUGUCUACAACCGCUUAUGUCGGCCAAUCGUGACAGAUGUCGACCUAUACGGGUUCCUUUGUAGACUAUAAAGUCAACUAUUAUUAUAACUAACACAUAAGUGAAUGCCAAGCAUACUUGGUUAACAGCCAUACAGGUCACACUGAGGGUGGACGUAUAAACAACUUUAACACUGUUACAAAUAUGCGCCACACUGUGAACCCACACCAAACAAGAAUGACAAACACAUUUCGGGAGAACAUCCGCACCGUAACACAACAUAAACACAACAGAACAUAUACCCAGAACCCCUUGCAGCACUAACUCUUCCGGGACGCUAGUGUCGCUAGCAUGAAUGGACAGCAGUCAAAGGACAACAAAACUAUGCUGGCCGAGGUUAUCUGCGUUUGUAAACAGAUCAAUUAAACAAUGCCUUUUCCAAAUGGACACAUCUGUCAAGUGCUGCGAGAUGUUGUCCAUGUCGCCAACUAACGUCGUACGAACCAGAGGUAGUUUGUACAAAAAAGACAUCUGAAAAGGUAAAUAAGCUUGUUUGUGUAACCGAGGUUUGGUAAUUAGAUGAAGCCCAGUAAAAAAGACAGAUCAUAGCGAGGAAAUCGAGAGCCGUCACGUCUCACAUCAACACACUGGCUUCUCGUCAAGGCACCUUCUCUCACACACACACGCACACACACUUCUGGUUUCAAAAUAAGAGCGCGACACGUCACAGCCGGUCCAACUGCGCCAACAAAAUGAAAAAUGGCUUACAUCUGUUUAAACAACUGGUUAAAGUAAGGAAGAGUAAAUGCAGAUGGCGCACAAUGUAAAGUUGUUUAUGGGUGUCUUUAUUGCAUUAUCUAUUAAUAUACUGUACAUAUGUGCUUAGUUUGCUGUAUUAUUGCAGAGACUUUCAAAAUGUGCACUUAUGUUUUACUCUACUUAUUGCCACCAAGUUUGGAGCAAAUCAAUGACUUGUACUUCAGUAAAACAUUUAAAAAAGUGUUCCUGUAUGACAUUCUGACUCUCAAACUGCAUUUGUAUCCAAGUAUUGGGAUAUUUUCUUAAGCAAACUGUUUUAUGCAAGCAAAUAAUAAUAAUUAAUUGUGAUUAAUCACAUUUCAAGAGUGUGAUUAAUAUGAUUUAAAAAUGAAUCACUUGACAGCCCUAAUGAAAACACCAAUAUGCAAAUAACAUGCGGAAUAAACAUCAAAUUUAUUGCUGGUUAUUUUUGUCAAUGUGUGUUUUCACACACUAGCAGGUUGUUUUAUUGUCCUGUUUGGGUUUUAUUUUGUUUUCCAAAGUGAACCUGUAUCAAACUAACCGGUUCCAGACUCAACAUGGUUCCAAAGAACAUGGAAAAACGGCAAUAUCAUUUUCGAAAAUUGUCACCAAAGGAAGAUUUUUCUGAACACAUCAUGGAAGUGAAGAGAGGUUUGACACUGAUUAGUUAGAUUGGAUGUUGAGCUGACACAAGUGAAAGCACCUGAUUCAGUAACGUGCCCCUUUUGUCACUGCCACUAGAGAGCAGUGAUACUGCAAAUUGGUAUCGAUAUAAGAUGAAUUAGAGCGGUACCUCGGUUUUCGUAGACCCCGCUUUUCAUAUGAUUAAUUUUUUGACCAGAAUGUUUGCCUAAUUGUAUCCAUCGACUGAGUUGUCGCACGGACAUAAUUGUCCAUUUCCCCACAAAAUAUGCUCAAACAAAGAAUCCCACCCAUUUGUGCUUUUUCUAUUGACUACAACAGUAAAAUAGGCCACUGUGGGACCAAAAAAAGUUGCAAGUGCGAGCACUUUGAUAAAGAAGGUGAGAAUCGCUGUUGAAGUCAAGAAAGAAGUGAAAAUGGGUUUUAUGAUCAUAUUUUUUGGAGUGUCGAGAAAAUAAUUAUGGAUUUACGUUAUUAUUUAUGGGAAGGCAAACUUCGGUUUUCAUACGAUUCAGUUUACAGGAACUUUGAAACAGAUUAUUAAAGAAACUUGAGGUACUACUAUUAUUAUACAUGGACAGUAUUCAUGCUAAAAGCUUUAAAAUGUUUUAUUUUGUAUGUGAACAAGCUAAAAAGUAUUCAUAGAUAUCACAAGACUUCUUUGAAAUUAUAUUUUCUGCGAUAUGAUUUUUUUUUUUUUUUUCAAUUUUAGUUCAAAUGUAGAGCUGAAAAUGUCAUCCAUGGAAUAUUGAUUGAUGGAUUGCCAAUCCGUCCUGCUCGUUUCAAGCAUCUCGAAAGAAAAAUGUCACAGAAUAAUUAUGUUUUUUUGUCAUAAGCCAUAUUUGUCUUGGUUCUGUUCUCGACCGUCCAGUUCUCUCAAACUAAUCAAGAAUUGCUAAACUUUUUUGCAAUGAAUUCACUUUCAGUAUAUUUUGCAUUUUUGGAGCAUAGUAAAAAAUACAAAUAACUAAAUUGAGAGGUGGAUUUUUCUUGUAACCAUUGCUCAAUAUUUUGUUGCAUUUUGACAAUAUAUGUGUGUAUGUUCAUAAGCUUGCAGCAAAAUGUGGAACUUGCUGUGUUAAAUGUGUGUUACACACUUUGCAAUACAAAAAACAAGUAUGCAGUACUUUAUUAACGUCAAUAAACUAUAACU